AUGGGUCUUGCACUCUGGCUCUCACCCUUCCACGACGAUGAGGUCGAAGACCUCGGCGGCCUUAUCAACGACCUCGCAAACGAGUUUGACGCCCUGAAGUUUGGUCCCCAUGUCACCCUCCUUUCAGGCAUUCCAUCCUCCGCCCCCGUCUCAAGCGUUCUCGACUCGCUCUCUUCUGCCAUCGCAACCUGGCGAACAACCCACCGACCUCCCCUCCGGCUAUCCUUCCGCGAACUCGGUACCAAGGCGGACGAACAGAACUUCUUCCAGUACCUCUUCGCCAAGAUCUCGCCCGACGAGCCGCUCCUCGCCUUGCGAAAGGCAGUUCGAGAUGCUUUGUUGCCUGAAGUUGCGGUACGACAGCCGGAAGACGAUUAUUUCCCGCACCACUCGCUGAUGUAUGGCGUGGACAAUGAGAAACGACGGGCGAAGGACAUCGUUCAACGACUGGUGGAGGACGGGACGAUGCGGACGAUUGAAGGUGGAUGGCAUGCGCUGAAGGGACAGGAAGGAAUCGAGGUCAAGGAGGUGCAGGUCUGGAUGUGCGAGGGCAAGCCCGAGGAAUGGAAGCUGGUCGGCAGGGUGCCGCUGUAG
Rhodotorula toruloides NP11 is the source of this 594-nucleotide messenger RNA. RefSeq names its product cyclic-nucleotide phosphodiesterase. The transcript is spliced from 3 exons. The coding region runs from base 1 to 594 and encodes 197 amino acids. Gene Ontology annotation, molecular function: 2',3'-cyclic-nucleotide 3'-phosphodiesterase activity. NCBI's taxonomy places the organism in Eukaryota, Fungi, Basidiomycota, Microbotryomycetes, Sporidiobolales, Sporidiobolaceae. The record is from RefSeq and is a predicted model, not a curated record. Gene Ontology annotation, biological process: cyclic nucleotide metabolic process.